CACCAGAUUAAGCAACAAUGGCAUUUGUGAAGAGUGGCUGGCUGCUUCGUCAAAGCACUAUUUUGCGGCGCUGGAAGAAGAACUGGUUUGACCUGUGGUCUGAUGGCAGUUUAAUAUUCUAUGACGAUCAGAAUCGCCAUGAUAUAGAAGAUAAAAUCCACAUGAGAAUCCACUGCAUCAACCUCAGAGUGGGGAAUGAAUGUCAAGAUUUCCAGCCUCCGGAGGGAAAGCAGAGAGACUGUUUACUGCAGAUUGUUUGUCGGGAUGGUAAGACCAUCAACCUCUGUGCAGAAAGUGCAGAUGACUGUUUGGCAUGGAAAAUUGCUCUUCAGGAUGCCAGAACAAACACAGGCUACGUGGGAUCUGAUGUGAUGUAUGAUGAGACAGCCAUUUCCUCAGCCCCUCCUCCUUAUACAGCUUAUGCUACACCAUCACCUGAGGUCUAUGGCUAUGGCUAUGGUCAGUACCAUGGUGCAUAUCCCACUGUGGGUCCUCACGUCUUCUAUGCCUCCAAUGGACAAGCCUACCAGUAUCCAUACCACGGUAAUCACUGUCAACCAUAUUCUCCAUGUUGGAGAAACCUGAGUAAUUGACACUAGGGGUUGGGU
Messenger RNA from Meleagris gallopavo (turkey), 608 nucleotides. Lineage: Eukaryota; Metazoa; Chordata; Aves; Galliformes; Phasianidae. The record is from RefSeq and is a predicted model, not a curated record.